This is a messenger RNA of Chiloscyllium plagiosum (whitespotted bambooshark), 4305 nucleotides long. The record is from RefSeq and is a predicted model, not a curated record. NCBI's taxonomy places the organism in Eukaryota, Metazoa, Chordata, Chondrichthyes, Orectolobiformes, Hemiscylliidae.
AUGGUUCAUGUCUGUUAUGCAAUUAAAGAUUGCAGUACAGUUCUAUCUGGAACAACCAAAGAUUUCCUGGAAUUUCGGAUAUGGCAGUCAGAAAGUUUCUACGGAUCUGUUUCAUCCCUGAGGUUGGGAGAACCUCAAAUACAGAAAAAUGCUUUUCAGCAUAAACCAGUCUCUGAGCUGAUUGAGCUGCUAAAUGUCUCUCCUGAGGACCUCAUGAGCACUCCAGUGAAAAGUUUAUGGGGAGAAUAUAUGAAAGUAACUUCAAUUCUGAGAGACAUAGUGGAACAACUGCACUUGGGCCAUGAUGAAGUAAAAGAAAUGCUGACUGCAAAAUUGGAAGAAUUUUCACCAGUCCCCAUGGUUCAGCUGGAGAAAUGUACAGAUAAUACUGCGUUAAUUAAUGCAAAUAAAGUUUCUAUUGAAAUGUACCCUGAAAACAAAGAGGCAACAUAUUCCAGUACACAUGAAAGCAUAAGUAUGGGAUAUAAAACAUUAACUUUACAAUCACAAAAUUUACCAACCAUUUCCCACAAGGCCUCCAUUGAUUCUGUGGAUGGCUACAACACCAUGAUGAAAGCUUACCAAGAUGACAGUGAUCCUCUCAGCAACUUCAUCAUGCUUCGGUCCAAGCAGGUUUCAGCACCUGAUUGUCAGACAAAAAGUGACAAUGAAAAUCCGACAUAUCCUGUCAAUGAAAGUAUUAACAAAACUGAAGUGAGCAGUAAAUUGCAAAUGCCAAAAAUAGUUUCCGUGCAGGAAAAUGACCAACAAGAUCAAAACAGAACUUUAAUCAAUAUUGAAGCAUCAGAAAGCCAGCGUCAAGCAUACUAUUUGUUGGAGUCCACAGCAAUCCCUGUUCUCAAACAGUUGAAGGGCUUUGCUAUUCAUAUAUCUGCAGAAACAUUUACUACACUUUCUUUUGACCACACUAGGUUUUUCCUAAAGCAUCAAGAGAAGGUAGUGAGUGAUAGUGCUAAACAAGGCAAGCAUGAUGAAAUUGAAAUUCAAUUAUACAAGCACGCAGCGCUGCUUCAUCUAUUGGUGACGGUUCGAGAUCUUCUGUUGAUGUGUGACCUUGAUACUGCUAUCGCAUACUUAUUCAAAACCAAGGAUAUUUAUGUAACCACUUUGGGUUCAUGUUUAGAUGAUGUUUGGAAAAAGCUUCGAAUUGUUCAGUAUGUCAGUCAGAGUAAACAAGAAAGCAAUCCCAAAGUAACUGAACUUGAGGAUCAGAUUUUAAUGUGGAUACAAAAUACUCACAUAAGGGAACAGAAGGUAUUAAUCAUCAUCAGGAUGGAUUCAGAUUGUGUUAGAGGUACACUUAUAAACAGCCUCACCAAAGUAAAAGAUUUCAGUCCAGCUGCAGCUUAUCCAAAGAAAAAUGUGACUUUAAGUCGAGAGGAAGUUUUAAACUGCCUGGAAAGACAUAGAAGUUUGGUUGUCUACAGUCAUCACAUCGGAGCAGAUUUCCCUUGGAUUGAGUUCUCUUUGGUGGUCGAAUACGAUUACAUGGAGAAUUCGUGCUGGGCUGAACUCUGCACACAGCAUAAUAUAAAUUAUAUGAUCUUUAAAAUCAGACUUCCAAAAGGUUCAGAAACAGGAGAUAUGCUAACAAUUAAGUCUGAGUUUCUGUUGAUGGAGCUGCAGAUUCCAUACAUUUUUUUGAUGUCUGAAGGCUUGUUGAAUAUUCCAAUUAUGCUUCAACUUCUAGAAUCAAGGUACAAUAUAACUCUUUUGGAGAGAACCAGUAACGAGAUGCUAGGCUCAUUUGGAGGUGCAGAUCACUAUGCCAUUAUUACAGUUGAUGAACGCACUGCUAUAAUAAUCCAGGUUGUACUUGCACCAGGAAUUACAGAGACAACGCAAGUAGUUCGCCAAAUAGCAGAUAUCACCUUGCUUUCAAGCAAUCAGGAUCCAUUCACAUGGCUUGACAGAUCUUGGCUUUCUACUCUUCCAACUGAGGAUGAAAAGCAGCUACUUGAUUUUCCCAGUUUAAAUUCAUUGGUUGCCCAAUUAAUGCUCAGAAAAUCUCCAUCAAUGGAGUGGCUUCUGUCAGCGACUUUUAAUGAAUUGCAGGAAAUCCUUCCUGAGGUUCCAGGAAAAGCUCUGAAGCUUUUCAGUGAGAUCACUGCAUUGCACAGGCUUGGCUCAUCACAAGAAUCAAGAAAAUCACAAAAGGAAUCACCUUCUGACAAAGUUGUGUUAAGUUUUACACCAUCUAUGUCUGGAAUGGUUGAUCAUCAGCUUCACUCAGGUUAUGAUAUACUAAAGAACGUUCACUCAGAGAGACCUGAAGAAUCAGAAGGUUUGGAAAUGAUUAAUACUUGUGAACCAAGGGAUCUAUGGGAGACUGGGAAUGUGUUCUCCAAGACUCAAAUUCAGAAUUUCAGACCAAUCUUUCAAUCCAGGCCUGCUAUCCUUUCACCUUGCUAUCAGUUGAAGAAUCACUUGCAUUCAAAAGUGAAGCAAAUGACAGAUCAUAAGAAAAAUGGUCUACCUCAGAAUUUUGAAAGUUCGGAUUACAGUGUUGAAGUGCAGUGUCAGGGCAGAACAGGCUCUGGAUGCACUGUCCCAUUUGUAAAUUCUCAUCAAGUAGAACAUAAAUUAUUUGAUCAUCCGAGUCAUCUAGCCUUAAAGAAAAACUCAGAUCUUGGGGAGCCUGACAUUUAUUUUGAAAAGAGCACAAUGUCUUCUCUGGACAAGUUUUCCAUGGGUGAGCACAUAUACACUGCAGAACAUAAGUAUCAAAAAAAAGCAAAAGAAAGGCUGGGUGUAAAAUCAAGCAGCAGUGCACAGUAUGGCUUCGUUCCUCAGCAUGACAUUAGUGUACUUCACUAUGGGUUGAAAGAUGAGGCCAGUGACAUUACAGCAAUGCAGAAUGUCAAGAAUCAUCACCACAUGUCUCCUUAUCAAGCUUACCCAGUCUUAUCUGGAAAACAUUUGGAUAAUUCAUUUUACCAACUGAGUGAACCAUUCUGUCACCAACAUAAUAAAGCUAUUGGAGAAAAUCAUGAACAAAUGCUGUAUGUUAAUCCUAAUUUUUCAGUUUAUAACUCAGAGAUUGAGUAUUCGGAUACAGACAAGUCUGAAAUUUGUAACAGUACCUAUUUUCCUUCUAAAACAACUGAUUUUUGCAAUGGAAUUGUAGAAGGGCAGGCCUUCAAUUAUGAAUUAUUUCAGAGAAAAGGAAACAAGAGGCAAUGUACCGAGACUAAAGUGAAUGAGUGGAGAAGUUCACCUGCAUCAUGUAUAGAAGAAUAUUUACCUGAUACAGCAACAUUUUAUACCUAUUCAGCAACUUCACCAGAACCAAGAUACAAAAUUUUACCAGAAGCAAAGAAACGACGACUCGCCUACGAAAAGGUUCCUGGAAGAAUUGAUGGGCAGACCCGCCUCGUAUUCUUUUGAAACAGUUUGAGAGUUAUUCAGUUUUUCUUCAAAAUUCUUUUUUCCUCAAUAGUUAUACUGUAUGAAGUUAAAUAUUAACAGAUCUAACUAGCCCAAUGUAUUCUAUUGUGUAUUAAGCAUUAAAAUAAUAUGAAUACUGAAUUAUUUUAAGGUAAUUAUCAUUGACAUUCAUGGUAUUGGUUGGAGAUCCAAUUUAACUUUCUGCUUUACCAUUUUGAAGUUGAGCAAAUGAAAUGCUCAGCAAUGGUCACAAGGAAUGUUAACAUUUAUGAAUUAUUGCUGCUAUUGUUCCUUAGCCAUUGAGUAGGUACACUCAAUGUAAAGUUCAUUCCAAUGUAGUUUUCUUUCGGCAUUCUAAUAUUGAAAGAAAAUUUCAUUCAAAACAACUUUCCUUAUUACUCAGUUUCUAUAUAAGUAAGAUAACCUGCAAGGUUAAAGAUAUUGUUAAGAAUAUCAAUCAAAGGGAUUGCUUGAAAAUUACAAACUUGGCCCUGAUUCAUUCAGAUCACAAAACUACACACCCAAUGCACCAUGAAGCUAAUUUGUUAUUGUUUUGAAUAUAUUUUGUUUUGCCUAGGAAUUAGAGAUAUAAUUUUUACUUGAGAAUUUGCAAAAUACUGUCAAGGCUGGAGAUUUUAAAUAUAAUGUAGUAAACACUCAACAGGUCAGGCAGCAUCUGUACAGCAAGGAAUAUAUGGUUGAGAUUUCAGAUUGAUCACUCUUAUCAGAAUACUUUCAAGUGGGGUCAAACCAAAACAUUAAUCUAAUCUAUUUCUGUUCACAGAUCAUGCUGAAUCUGCUGGAUGUUUUAUUAUUGGGAUUAUAGUGUGGCAUCAUUCAUAGAGUUAUACAGCACAGAAACAGACCCUCUGGCCCAGCUUGUCUGUGCAGACCAGA